AUCGGACUUUUUGACAGUAUCUCGGCACUGUUUUUCGUGCAUAUUUGUUUUCAUUGAGUAGAUUUGUGGAAAAUGUAAAAAAGUGUAGUAAAGGCUUCUAAGUAUAUUAUACGUUGAUACGGUACAUCUAACUGAAGUCAAGAAAAUAUAAACAAGUCGACUAAACAUGAGCAGCGAAAUUACAGUACCAGGUCAAAAUCAGCCUGCACCAGCUGCUACACAGCUUGAAAUCGGUCCUGUCCCUUCUGUGUCGGUAUCUUUAACCUCUCUAGCAACCAACAAUGCAGUAACCAAUGAAACAUUGCACCCUUGUAAUACCAACAACAAGCGACAGUUGGCUCGAUUCCAUCCCUAUCAUGGCGCCAACAUAAUUCUGUGUGAAGACAACACAGUCGCUUACCGCAAGGCAAGCUUUGCUGAUGCAGUUACUUUUUCCGAAAAACCACUCCAACCUGGUGAAAUUUUCCUAGUGGAAAUUGAAAAAAAUGAACGUGGAUGGUCGGGGCACAUCAGGCUUGGGUUGACACAAUUGCUGCCGGAUGUUAUCGGCUCCAUGUCGGAGGGUUUGCCACAGUUUGCAUUGCCCGACUUGGCUAACUUGGGAACCAGCUGGAUUUAUCCAAUCUCGAAAUUUGAGUCACAUUCGUUAACACCACGUAACGGUACUGUCGGUGGUGUUAUUGAAACAAAUCCAUUGUUUCAAAACGUACCAAAACCAGAAAUACUACGUCAGGAUAUAUCUGGUUCAGUCAAUGACGAUGAGCCAAGUAGCAGUACUGCAGCUCGUAGCAAUAUACUUGGCGAUUCCCUUUAUGUACGCACUCCACGAGGCAUGAUUCCAAAGCGAUUAUUACGUCCUACUGUUGAUAAUGGUGAUUGUAAUUCCGGUAUUUUGCUAACAGAUAAGGGUUCCCGCAUAGGCGUCGUAUAUGUACCCACUGAAGCCGACAAAGAUAAGGGAGAAAUGCAUUUCAUUAUUAAUGGCGUUGACCAGGGGCCGUGCACAAAAGAAAUACCGAUGGACAAAUCUCCACUUCAUGUAGUUAUUGAUGUUUAUGGCACAACAAAACAAAUUCGAAUCAUACAACUCUAUGGAAUCGUUUCUUUACAAAAUGCUUGUCGAGAUGCUAUUCUCUUGAACAUUAAACCACAAAAUAUCGGGAUGCUGCCGCUGCCGGAGCGUCUAAAAAACUUUCUUCGCCGUAAUGAUUAGAUAAAAAGUAACUUUCAGCGCAUGCGAAAAUUUGCAUCUAUUCAUAUAGAGUGCACCUCAUUUUAGGUAUAUAGUAAAAACCGGGGGUGAGAGGAAGUAGGAGGUGACAGCGUGAUGUGUUGUUAAAAAGUUUUUUGUUACACCGAUCUUCAUACAUACAUACAUAUGUGAUGUAAGAAGAAAUAUCACAGGCACCGAAGACUAAAAAGGAAUGCAUGUUAAAUAUAUUGACGGUUUGUUUGUUGUUACCGAUGAUGGGGCCUAAGUCGAUCAUAUUCGCUCGUAAAUUAAACGGGCUUAGAUGUAGUGAAAAAGAUUAACCUAUAUGCAUAUUUAUACACAAAUAGUAAUUACAUAUAUAUGUAGUAGUUUAUGCAAUGCUAAUUGUUUAUAGCAAAAAUUUGUAUUUGAACGUAAGUUUUAUUUACAUAUAAAUACAGUACUAUUAAUUGGAUGUGUACUAAAUAUCACAUUCUAUCGCAAACGAAUUGGGCUUUUUUGUGUACAUGUACUAUAUUUGUGCUCCUACAUUUAAUCUUAUACUUUUAAGCGAUAUUUCGCUAACAAUAAAUAAUUUAUCUCCAGGUAUCAUUUAUGUAUAGCACGUAAAACAAACAGAUAAGAAAUCUAUCUUAUUGCACAAUGCACUAAGUAAAUAAAAGACUUUCAACGUUUUCCUCUUUACUUUUUGUAUACAAUCAUAUAAUAUUCACUUGUAUUACUAAUGGUUUAUUUUUUAUUUUUCUUUCUUUUUAA
This is a messenger RNA of Anastrepha obliqua, 1969 nucleotides long. RefSeq names its product neuralized-like protein 2. The transcript has 3 exons. NCBI's taxonomy places the organism in Eukaryota, Metazoa, Arthropoda, Insecta, Diptera, Tephritidae. Gene Ontology annotation, biological process: intracellular signal transduction. The record is from RefSeq and is a predicted model, not a curated record. Gene Ontology annotation, molecular function: ubiquitin protein ligase activity. The coding region runs from base 167 to 1213 and encodes 348 amino acids.